CACCGACCAUGACCGCCUUCGACCCCUCCGACCUCGUGAGCUCGUUCAAGGCCGCGGGGGCAUGGUACAAUGACGACGCCAUGUCGCUGGCCCCGAUCCCCAACAUGGGCUGGGGGGCGGUCGCGCGCAAGCCCAUCGCGGCCCACACGCCGCUGUUCCGCAUCCCGCUCGACUACCUCCUCACGCCGUGGACCUCGUCGCUCAAGUCCCACCUCACCGAUGCCGAGUGGGACGCGCUCGACGGCGGCUGGGCCCGCCUCAUCCUCUGCAUGAUGUGGGAGGAGAGCCGCGCCGACUCCAAGUGGGGCGGAUACCUGCGUAACAUGCCGCGCGAGUUCGACUCGCCCAUGUUCUGGGGGGAGGCGGACCGCGCCGAGCUGGCGGGCACGGACAUUGAGAACAGGAUAGGAAAAUCCGACGCCGAGGCAGACUACCACGCCAAGCUUGCGCCCCUCCUUGCUGCCCGGGCCGACCUGUUCCCGGCCGGCUCGGAGCACUUCUCCCUCGACGCAUACCACGUGCAGGGGUCGCGUAUCCUCUCGCGGUCGUUCACCAUCCCGAUCUCGCGUGCAGGAGGGCCCAUCACCGAGCCAGAAGAGGACGAGGACGGCGACGAGGACGAGGAAGAGGAAGUCGCAGUCAUGGUGCCCAUGGCGGACAUGCUGAACGCCGCGUACGAGCGCGACAAUGCACGCCUGUUCGCCGACGGCGAGGACGACGAGGACGAGGAAGGCGAAGGGGAGAAGCACGACUUUGGCGAGGGGUUCACCAUGAUCUCCACGCGGGAUAUCGCCGAGGGCGAGCAGAUUUACAACACGUACGCUUCGCCGCCCAACUCGGAGCUCCUGAGGAAGUACGGGCACGUCGAUAUCCUCCCCUUACCAGAGGAGGUGACAGCGCUGCUCUCGCCCGAGGAGCUGGGUGACUGGGCGUUCGGCAACGCGGGCGACGAGGUCGAGAUCCCCGGCACGCUGGUGGUUGAGGCGGCUGCGGCGCGGGGGAUCAGCGACGCGGAAGCGCGAGUCGACUUCUGGCUCGACCAGGGCGGCGACGACACCUUCGGCCUCACCUACUCGCCAGAUGGCAACCUCGAGCCCCCGCUCGUGCCGUUCAUCCGGCUGCUCACGAGCGCCGAAGACUGGGAGCGCGCGCAGAAGAAGGGCAAGCUGCCCAAGUCGGUCGUCGACGCGCCCGUGCUCGACGUGCUCGAGGCCGUCGUGCGUGCCCGCGCAGCCAAGUACCCGCAGACCAUUGCGGCCGACCUUGCCGUUGUGUCCGCCGACGGGCCGCUGAACGCGCGCAACGCGGCCGUCGUGCGCCUCGGCGAGAAGCGUAUCCUUGCUGCUACGCUGCGUGUGGUGGAGCGCGAGCGAGAGCGGAUAAAGGCCGAGGAGGGGAAGCGUAAAGCUGGUGGCAAGGAGGAGAGGGCUGCCAAGCGUAGAAAGUAGACAUAGAGGGUAAUGCAGGCUGGGCUGUCUGUGACGACGGAGCUCGGGACGAACACAGACACGUGUGUUGCACGCGCGCGUGUGUGCGUGCCCACACGCUAGGUGAAACUAUGCA
Molecule: messenger RNA, 1563 nt
Organism: Vanrija pseudolonga
Lineage: Eukaryota; Fungi; Basidiomycota; Tremellomycetes; Trichosporonales; Trichosporonaceae
Gene: RKM4
Product: Ribosomal lysine N-methyltransferase 4
Exons: 3
Coding region: 9-1448 (479 amino acids)
Biological process (GO): peptidyl-lysine monomethylation
Cellular component (GO): nucleus
Molecular function (GO): protein binding; protein-lysine N-methyltransferase activity
Source: RefSeq, a predicted model, not a curated record